AGCUUUAGAGGCAACAUCAGAGGUCAUUCAUAAAACUUACUACACUACCUGCUCAUAGGCUUCAGCGUACUGGUUGAACGUCUGUCCAGGAUUUUUGUUUGCUGCUCAGUCUGAGGUUUAAACAUGUGGGCAGAAGAUGAUUUGUAUCCAGGUGUGCCGUGUCUCCAAAGCACUACAGAGCCUGUGAAUGGUAAUGUAUACCGAAUGUAUCAUGGGACCACUGCAAGAGCAGCAGAACAGAUCAAAAUCCAUGGCUUUCGGCCAUCUGCAGAUGGCAUGCUGGGACGUGGUGUCUAUCUCAGUCGAGAUCUUAACAAGGCCAGCAGAUACCCACUUGAUAAGCCGCGUGAGAGAGUUGUUAUCAGAGUGAUGGUCAAUGUUGGGAGAGUGAAAAAGAUUGACUAUCAAGGACAUCCACUGCAGAAAACCUGGCAUGAUCAUGGGUACGACACUGCCUGGGUUCCUCCAAACUGUGGCAUGGUGCCAAGUGGUCUUGAAGAAGACUGUGUUUGGGAUCCAAAACAAAUUACUUUCAUUGACAUAAUUCCACCAAGCCUUCAAAAUAAAGAUGAUCCAUUGGAAUAUCCAGUGGAUGAUAAAGAGUACACAAUGUUUUAUGGCACUACUAAGGAAGAUGCAGAAAAAAUCAAAGCUUAUGGUUUUUGUCAGUCUGAUGGCACACUUGGGUAUGGAGUCUACCUCAGUCGAGAUGUAGAAAAGGCCUCUAAAAACCUUGGGCAUGUGCCUAAACAGCAGAAAAGUGUUCUGAGAGUGAAAGUUAAUGUUGGAAAAGUGCUAAAGAUUGAUUAUCUAGGUCACCCAAUGCAAAAAAUGUGGCAUGAUUGCAGGUACGACACUGCCUGGAUCCCUGGUUAUGAGGAAUACUGUGUUUGGAAUCCGAAAGCAAUCAAAGUCAUUGAUGUAAUUCGUCCAAUUUAAGGAGUGUGUGUUUUUUUAUCAUGAGCAAUGAAAAUCUUAAAACAUGUUAUCUUAAAAUACAAUGUGUUAUUGAGAAUUUGAUCAUUAUACUGCACUCUGCUGACUAUGUCUUGCAACAAUUUCUGAGGUUGAAGCUAGAGAAAUGAAAUCAUUAAAAAUUGGCCUACUAUAAACAUUUGCCUGUCUGUCAUAUAUACAUACCCUUUUUGCUGACACUAUUUGUUAAUUCAUUGUUAAAAACAAGCUUUUUUGUUUGAUUUUAUAGUCUUUUAGGCACUUGCAAUGUCACUAGACUGUAAAAAUAAACAUUAAAAAAAUCUGAUUUUCCAUUUCUUUUAAUAUUGUUUGUUGUGAGUUUAGAUAUUCUUAUCUUUUUGUUGGUAUUUAUCCAAAUUAUUCACUUGUGAUCUCUG
Messenger RNA from Labeo rohita (rohu), 1352 nucleotides. RefSeq lists its product as uncharacterized. Gene Ontology annotation, molecular function: NAD+ poly-ADP-ribosyltransferase activity. Gene Ontology annotation, cellular component: cytoplasm. Lineage: Eukaryota; Metazoa; Chordata; Actinopteri; Cypriniformes; Cyprinidae. Bases 124 to 939 code for a protein of 271 amino acids. The record is from RefSeq and is a predicted model, not a curated record. The transcript is spliced from 2 exons.